AUGUUUAAUUUAUUAAAUACAUAUAUUACAUCACCAUUAGAUCAAUUUGAAAUUAGACUAUUAUUUGGUUUACAAUCAUCAUUUAUUGAUUUAAGUUGUUUAAAUUUAACAACAUUUUCAUUAUAUACUAUUAUUGUAUUAUUAGUUAUUAUAAGUUUAUAUCUAUUAACUAAUAAUAAUAAUAAAAUUAUUGGUUCAAGAUGAUUAAUUUCACAAGAAGCUAUUUAUGAUACUAUUAUAAAUAUGCUUAAAGGACAAAUUGGAGGUAAAAAUUGAGGUUUAUAUUUCCCUAUAAUCUUUACAUUAUUUAUGUUUAUUUUUAUUGCUAAUUUAAUUAGUAUGAUCCCAUAUUCAUUUGCAUUAUCAGCUCAUUUAGUAUUUAUUAUCUCUUUAAGUAUUAUUAUUUGAUUAGGUAAUACUAUUUUAGGUUUAUAUAAACAUGGUUGAGUAUUCUUCUCAUUAUUCGUACCUGCUGGUACACCAUUACCAUUAGUACCUUUAUUAGUUAUUAUUGAAACUUUAUCUUAUUUCGCUAGAGCUAUUUCAUUAGGUUUAAGAUUAGGUUCUAAUAUCUUAGCUGGUCAUUUAUUAAUGGUUAUUUUAGGUGGUUUACUAUUUAAUUUUAUGUUAAUUAAUUUAUUUACUUUAGUAUUCGGUUUUGUACCUUUAGCUAUAAUCUUAGCUAUUAUGAUUUUAGAAUUCGCUAUUGGUAUUAUCCAAGCUUAUGUUUGACUUAUCUUAACAGCAUCAUAUUUAAAAGAUGCAGUAUACUUACAUUAA
Saccharomyces paradoxus is the source of this 780-nucleotide messenger RNA. The record is from the annotation of a RefSeq genome assembly. NCBI's taxonomy places the organism in Eukaryota, Fungi, Ascomycota, Saccharomycetes, Saccharomycetales, Saccharomycetaceae.